Messenger RNA from Emiliania huxleyi CCMP1516, 1113 nucleotides. RefSeq lists its product as hypothetical. Lineage: Eukaryota; Haptophyta; Isochrysidales; Noelaerhabdaceae. The coding region runs from base 1 to 1113 and encodes 370 amino acids. The transcript has 2 exons. Gene Ontology annotation, cellular component: nucleus. The record is from RefSeq and is a predicted model, not a curated record. Gene Ontology annotation, molecular function: protein binding.
AUGUGGCCCGACGCCUCGCUCCACGAGGUCCGCGACUCCGGCGAGAGAGGCCGCGGCCUCUUUGCGACGCGAGGGUUUGCCGCCGGGUCGCCGGUCCUGUGCGAGGCGGCGCUCGCCUCUUCUCCGCUGCCCGCGCCUUCGUCGGACGCAUCCUCGUGGCUCGUCGCCGCGUCGCUCGCGCGAGUGCUCUUGGAGCGUGGCCUGGCCGGCAAGACGCGUGGCCUUGAGCCGCGAUCAGCGAUCGAGACUUCGGCCGACGCCGAGGAGGCGGAGGCAGUCGCUGCGCUGCGCGAGGCAGCCGCGGCAGCGAGCGAGCCGGCCGAGGAGGCGCGCCGGCUUCUGCACGUCGUCGCCCGCAACGCGUUUGCGCUGCUGGACGAGCAGGCGCUCUGCCCAUGCGCUGCGAUGAUCAACCACAGCUGCUCGCCCAACGCCACGCAGACCGGGUUUCGCACGCCGGACGGCGCGCUCUGUGUCUGCGUCCGAGCCGUAACCGCCAUCGAACCGGGCGAGGAGGUCGUCAUCAGCUAUGUGGCCGACCUGACGGCGCCGCCGGCGGAGCGCGCCCUCGCGCUGGCGCCGCACCCGUUCGGACCGACGCCGCGAGGCUGCGACCGCGCCCUCGAGGAGUGGCUGGUUGCAGAGGGGGAGGCGAGGCGCGCUGCGGCCGAGCCGCGCCUCCGAGCCAUGUCCGACGCCGCCGACGCGGCGUGGGAGGCCGCCCACGCGGCGGGCGACGAGGCGGAGCGGCGGCGGCAGCUGAUGACCAGCGCGGCGCACUACGGCCAGCUGCUGCAGCUGUCCGACGGCCUGCUCGGGGCCCACCACACGCUACUCCUCGUCGCGCGGGGUCGCCUCGCGCACGUGAUGACUGUCUCGGGCGCGCAGCGCUCCUGCGCCAACGCGCUGCCGCUCUGGCGGUCCCAUCUUGCGGCCACUCGCCGCUGCUGCCCCCCGAAUUGGCCGCACUUGCUCCCGUGCCUGCGAGGGGGGCGCGACGCGGCUGCGCGCGCAGGAGACAGCACCGCGGCAGCCGAGUUUGAGGCGGAGCUCCACCGCGUCCUCGACGUGCUCAAGCCGAAGUGUUUGGACGUCACCGGCGGGCCGGGGUGA